Messenger RNA from Punctularia strigosozonata HHB-11173 SS5, 864 nucleotides. RefSeq lists its product as uncharacterized. The record is from RefSeq and is a predicted model, not a curated record. Lineage: Eukaryota; Fungi; Basidiomycota; Agaricomycetes; Corticiales; Punctulariaceae. Bases 1 to 864 code for a protein of 287 amino acids. The transcript has 5 exons.
AUGCCUCGUAGUACGGAGGCUGUACCUAGGCCGGUGAAUGUUCAGCCACCGGAGAGUGCACUCGUUCGAUGGCACCGUCUUGACGCGAAUCGGAUUGAGCUUCGCGGAUUGAAGAGUCUGAACGCCUGUCUUCUCGCCUCGCUCCUGCUGCGUGAUGAUCGAAAAAGGGACUUAUAUGGUCUACACAUGCAAUUGCUUCAGCAUCUCGCAUUUUACCAGCAAGACCGGACUUUUUUCAACACCGGGCCACAGACGUACCUUCGAUGGGUGCUUGCCGCUUCAAGUGUGAAUCUUCCCGCCGACACGGAGGAGCGCGUUCUCACAAGAUUUGUCCAUGCGCAUCAGCGGUGGCUCGAGGCUUUGAAAGCAUCGCACGAAAUUGGCGCUGAGGAAGAAGGUAAGGACGAAUCGGACGAUGAAUCAGACGAAGAGGAAAGGAAGGGAGCGGGCAUGCGAGUAAGAGGUAUGCAAUACCUUGCAAGGGUACUCACGUCGAGGGGGAGGGAAAAUGCGGCAGAGGGUCGCAUAUUAGCUCACCCAUCUGCGCAUCCACUAUUCAUGUCGUGGGACAACCGGUACAGGGAGGCCAGAGCACUCAUCGCGUACCUUCGUCGCGCAGACCAUAUAGCCGAUCGUUACCAGGCGUAUAGGAAAACACUUGAGUUCCAUCUUACGAACUACGACAACCUCCGAACUUCUUGCCACUUGUCCGUACGCGAGUAUUUAUUACGCGUCCUCUCGCAUGCAAACGCUUUCCAGCAUCUUGGAGCUCUGUACCAAGGCUAUCUGGAUAUCGAGGCUGGCUUUGUCCGCCUUUAUGGGAUAUGGUUCGGCAAAGACGUCGACGCCGUGACUGCCGACUAA